GUCAAUGAUUUUUGAAGGCUAAAAACUAGCUAGUCUCCAUCACUUUGUUUUCACUCUGUACCAAAAACCCAUUUUCAAAUGGUUUCUUUUUGGUACAGAGGCUUCAUUCCUAAAGCUCUGUCAGUGGUGGCGCCACUGCUGCUGCUGCUAGGCUGCGCCGCCGCCUCAGAGGCGGCGGUACCCAAUAAUUUCAACAGCAGCAACAUUAUCAGAAGUAGAGAUAUUAUAAGCAGUGGCUGCAAUUUGUUUCAAGGAAAAUGGGUCGUCGAUUCUACCUACCCGUUUUACGAAUCAUCCACCUGCCCGUUUAUCGACCCGGAAUUCGACUGCAUCAAGUUCGGCCGACCCGACAAACAGUACCUCAAGUUUUCUUGGAAACCCGAUUCCUGCAACUUGCCCAGAUUUAAUGGGGUGGAUUUUCUGAAGAGGUGGAGCGGGAAGAAGAUAAUGUUUGUGGGUGACUCACUGAGUUUGAAUCAGUGGCAAUCACUUGCUUGUAUGAUUCAUGCCUCGGUACCCAAUUCUAAAACAAGCUACGUCAGACUUGAGUCGCUUUCUUCUGUUACAUUCCAGGAUUACGGAGUAAGCCUACUGCUAUACCGAUCACCGUAUUUAGUGGACAUAACCCGAGAGAAAAUAGGGAGAGUACUGAAGCUGGACUCGAUUCAACAAGGCAAUGCAUGGAAAGGAAUGGACAUGCUCAUAUUCAACACAUGGCAUUGGUGGACCCACAAAGGAAACGCCCAAUCAUGGGACUACAUACAAGAUGGCUCCACUAUAUCUAAAGACAUGAAUCGUCUAAUGGCAUUCUACAAAGGUUUGACCACGUGGGCCCGAUGGGUUGACCUUAAUAUCGACCCAGCCAAAACCAAGGUUUUCUUCCAGGGGAUUUCUCCUACUCAUUAUCAGGGUAGGGAUUGGCAGUCAGCAUCAUCAUCAAAGAACUGUAACGGGGAACAACUACCUUUGACAGGAUCUACAUAUCCAGGCGGGGUACCACCUGAGGUCGAGGUUGUUAGCAGAGUAAUAAACAGGAUUAAGAAACCUGUUUUUCUGCUGGAUAUUACGACUCUGUCUCAGUUAAGAAAAGAUGCUCAUCCGUCUGCUUAUAGCGGUGAUCAUUCGGGGGUGGAUUGUAGCCAUUGGUGCCUACCUGGAUUGCCGGAUACAUGGAACCAGCUCCUAUAUGCAGCUCUUGUAAUGUGAUCUAUAGCAAGAUUGUAUUUCGUCUUUGUUGUCUAUAAUUCUGUCAUUUUGUUUGUAGAGUGGGUUUAUUAGAUUUGUGGGGAUAUACUCAGAAACCACGUUUGAUUUGUUUGAGGUAGCAAAAUAAGGGGGGUGACGAAGGAUGAUUCAACUGUAAUAUAUUCACAUAUUGCAUGCAAGAACAGGAUUUUCUU
Messenger RNA from Erythranthe guttata (spotted monkey flower), 1400 nucleotides. RefSeq names its product protein trichome birefringence-like 38. The record is from RefSeq and is a predicted model, not a curated record. Gene Ontology annotation, molecular function: O-acetyltransferase activity. Gene Ontology annotation, cellular component: Golgi apparatus. NCBI's taxonomy places the organism in Eukaryota, Viridiplantae, Streptophyta, Magnoliopsida, Lamiales, Phrymaceae.